Messenger RNA from Lathyrus oleraceus (garden pea), 946 nucleotides. Its product is annotated as protein MAIN-LIKE 2-like. The transcript is spliced from 2 exons. The record is from RefSeq and is a predicted model, not a curated record. NCBI's taxonomy places the organism in Eukaryota, Viridiplantae, Streptophyta, Magnoliopsida, Fabales, Fabaceae. Gene Ontology annotation, biological process: meristem development; meristem maintenance. The coding region runs from base 80 to 853 and encodes 257 amino acids.
ACUUCAUCUACAUUACUUCUUUUAUAAUUUCAUCUUCAACAAAAUCUUCCAAUUUCAUCUACACCAACUCCCCAACAAUAUGUCUUUACUCACAAUGGGCGAAGCACACAGAGGAACAGUUGCAAACAUCGCAACAUACGAUGUAUCAAGGUUUCGAACUCGAGUCCACGAACUUGUCCCAAUGGACCCGAUGAUUCAACCUUAUGUUGAACUCGCCGGUUUUGGUCACAUUAGCAAGAUUAUGUCUUGGUCUAUAGAUAACAAGUUCAUUCUAGCCUUAUGCGAAAGAUGGAGGCCAGAGACACACACAUUUUGGUUUCCAACCGGUGAGUGUACCGUGACGUUAGAAGACGUCUACAUGCUUUUAGGACUACGAAUUGAAGGCAAAGCUGUUAAUGGUAAGACCAACUAUGCAAACUCAAUUUGCAUGGAGCUUUUAGACACUGAUUUGUUAGAUGAUAAUGCUAGAGGUCAAGGUAUACUACUCUCACGCCUAAAGUCAUAUUAUAAUAGUUUAUAUUUAGAUGAGCAUUCUACCGAAGAUGCUCGAAUAAUCAAAACUAGAUGUUACAUUAUGUUGUUACUAGGAUCCUUUUUAUUUCCCGAAGGUAGUGGUUCUAGCAUGCAUAUUAUGUACUUACCUUUACUUAGACAUAUAGAUAGAAUAGGUAGUUACAGUUGGGGAUCCGCAUGUCUAGCCUAUCUCUAUAGUUCGUUGUGCAAAAACUCCCACAAAGACACAUCGACAUUUUCUGGAUGUGUUGUUUUGCUACAAGCAUGGGGAUGGUCAAGACUACCGUCUCUAGCACCGGUCAAUAACAACCCCUUCACUUUUCCAUAUGCAAAAAAGUAAGUUGUUUAAAUUGCUAUAUCUUUACUUACUUCCUUACAGUUUAGUACCCAUAACUAAUUUCUUUUAACUUUUUGGUGUAGAUGGUCGGCACGU